Messenger RNA from Paralichthys olivaceus (Japanese flounder), 1523 nucleotides. Its product is annotated as syntaxin-11-like. Gene Ontology annotation, cellular component: endomembrane system; synaptic vesicle; SNARE complex. The record is from RefSeq and is a predicted model, not a curated record. Gene Ontology annotation, molecular function: SNAP receptor activity; SNARE binding. Lineage: Eukaryota; Metazoa; Chordata; Actinopteri; Pleuronectiformes; Paralichthyidae. Gene Ontology annotation, biological process: exocytosis; synaptic vesicle fusion to presynaptic active zone membrane; intracellular protein transport.
CUCGACUCCUCAGAUUUUCGUUUCAGAUUUUGUUGACACAUUACUUCAGAGGAAUGACGUGUCGCUUCCUCAAACCAGUCUCUUCCUGCAUUAAAAGAAACUGAGAAAAGGAAAAUGCAUCUCCACAGAGUGGCGUGGCAGUGGUUUGGCCCGUGUUUGUCACCUGUGAAGGGGCGUCAGUCACACAUGCUGAACACACACACAGCAGACAGCCCUUCAUCAGAACAAAAAGAUGCUUCCCUGAGCAGCUUGGACCAAACAAAUCAGUGCGAGAAACACCGAAGGGAUAUUGUAUAUUUGGAUAUUGUGGGAGCCACUCACAACAGACCGUGUCUUCCUUGUUCCUGGUUGAAAUGACGACAUUCCUCUGAACCACUGAGCUGAGACUCUCAUUGUUUUCCACCAAAGAAAGAAAAGCUGCAGGCAGAAUGCGGGACAUGCUGGAGAGGCUGAAGACCAUCAGUGAGGAGCAGGAGGGCUGUGAGCCAGAGUUUAAUGCGCCCGAGUACGACGUGGACAAGAUGACUCUGUCUCAACAGGCGGUGGUUUUUGAGAACUCCUCAGCUAUUGACAACAUCCUAAAGGAGGUCCACUCCAUUCGCAAGGAGAUCUCCUUCCUCCACUCAGAGGUCGAGCGUCUGAGCGCAGUCAAUGAACGCUUUGGGACCUCUGUACGACGCCUCACCCUUAUCAAAAAGGACUCAGUUCAAAUUGCAAAGGGAAUCCAGCAACGUGGGGAGGCCCUGUACGCCCGCCUGCAGGCUCUGGGUAAGGAGGGCAGCGUGCUGGGGGAGAAGGAAGGUCACAACUCUGCUGUCUGCCGCAUUGCCCGAGCUCAAUACGACACUCUGACCAGAACCUUCCAUGCUGCCAUGAGUGACUACACUCAGGCUGAGGAGAUGCAGAGGAGUAUGUGUCGGGGGAGGAUCAAGAGGCAGGCCUCCAUUAUAGGGACUGAAAUCACUGAUGAACAGCUGGAUGUACUGGUGGACAAAGGCGGAGAGGGAUGGGCCGAGCUGUCCCAGAGUUUACAGACACAAGGUGGCCGCUCGAGCCGAUGGGCGAUGUGUGAGAUCCAGGGCAGACACAAGGAACUGGUGGAGCUGGAGGCCAGGCUGAAGGAGGUCCACGAACUGUUCCUGACCAUGGCCGUGCUGGUGGAGGAGCAGGGAUCCAUGAUCAACAACAUUGAGACCAACGUGUGCGGUACUGAGGAAUAUGUUGAAAAAAUCAAUGUUAACAUCAAGAAGGCCAUACAGUACAAGAGGAAAAAUCCUUUUCAUCACUUCUGUCCCUGUCUACCCUGCUGGAGACGCACCCAAACAUUAUAGGGCAUAUUUUGACUUGAUGCAAUUUUAUGGAUGAUUCAAAACUGAAGUAAAUAUCCAAAAGUUUUGUAGCAGAAACAUUUUUAUGUAAUAUGCUUUGAACAUGAUGUGAGUGUGUAAAGGAUUUUAAGUUGAAACAAUAAAUAUUUUAAGCAGUUCACUGACAUGUGAAAUAAAGUAUGUUGUGAAUUAAAA